AUGAAUGUCAUUUCAACCAAGGAGAUGAUUUUAUUUGCUUUAGCUACAGUGGUCUUUCUAACAUCGAAUAGUAUGUGCCUAGAUGAACCGAUGAAGUCCAGUCUGCAGAGCAGAGAAGACAAUGAUGAUAAAUAUUAUGAGAUUACAGAUAAUAUCUUGGAAGAAAAGCAGAGGAGUCUCAAUUUUGAAGAAAUGAAAGACUGGGGAUCAAAAAAUAUUGUUAAAAUUAACCCUCCUACAGUAAACAAGAUGCCAAAUUCAGUUGCUAAUUUACCUCUUAGGUUUGGAAGAAAUUAUCCAGAAGAAAGAAGCAUUAAACCAAUUGCUAAUUUGCCUCUGAGAUUUGGGAGAGCUUUUGGAGAAAACAUACCUAGGCAUGCUCCAAAAGUAUCACACAGGCUUGGAAGAUCUCCACUUGUUAAAAGUUCCAGUCAAUCACUUCUAAAUUUGCCACAGAGAUUUGGGAAGUCACUGUCCAUCAAUCCAUCUCAAAACGCUCAGGAAUCUGAAACAGAUUGUCUUACUGAGACAAUGUUUGAGAUUUUGAUUUUUGAUUCCAAGUUAAGAUGA
Molecule: messenger RNA, 570 nt
Organism: Gavia stellata (red-throated loon)
Lineage: Eukaryota; Metazoa; Chordata; Aves; Gaviiformes; Gaviidae
Gene: NPVF
Product: neuropeptide VF precursor
Exons: 3
Coding region: 1-570 (189 amino acids)
Biological process (GO): negative regulation of gonadotropin secretion; neuropeptide signaling pathway
Molecular function (GO): signaling receptor binding
Source: RefSeq, a predicted model, not a curated record